AUGUACGAUGAGAACAGUAACGCGGCCGCUGCAGCAGCAUCGGCAGCGCUCGGUACCAGUUCAACGUCAACAGCAGGUCUGAUGUCACAGUUGUUGAAUGUCAAGGAUUCCAGAUGGUUGCAACUUGAGGUGUGUCGCGAAUUUCAACGUGGUCAGUGUUCACGAUCUGAACUCGAAUGCAAAUUCGCGCACCCGCCACCACACGUCGAUGUACAGAAUGGUCGUGUCACAGCGUGUUAUGAUUCCAUAAAGGGUCGUUGUACACGUGAGAAUCCGAAAUGCAAGUAUUUGCAUCCACCGCAACAUUUGAAAGAUCAACUUUUGAUAAACGGCCGAAAUAAUCUGGCGUUAAAGAAUUUAAUCUGUACACAGCUAAAUCAGAACGCAGCCGUGGCGGUAGCCACCCAGCCGUCGUUAUCGAGCAUGAAUCCGUUAACUCAGUUAGUGGUGAGUGGUCAAGCAAGUCCAGCGCUAGCCGAUCCCAUCCUGCUCUUCCAACAACAGCAACAACAACAGCAACAAGCCAACGCACCACAAACCGCAACACUCAUCCCAACCACCGCAAUUCCCUAUCAGUAUUACCAAGGUCUUACCACAAUGUAUCCGACUGUAUUACAGCUUCCUGCGAAUUCCGAUGCUGCUGCAGCUGCAUAUCAAGCGCAAAUGCAAGCAGCACAAUUGGCUGCCCUUCAAAGUCUAGCGAUGAUGCAGCAGACGAGCACUUCGAGCAGCAACGCCAUCUAUACAACACCUCAUCCCAGCAUUCAGCAGCAAACCAACGCUGCCAUUCCAAAUACACUUACCAAUACAGUUACCAAUACAAACCGUAAACGAGCGUUUGAUGAUGAAAAUACACAUCAACCACCACAACACCAUCAUCCUCAGCCUUCUAUCGAUCACAGUCCUUUACUGCUAGCUGCUGCUGCUGCUGCGGCCGGUGCAGUCCCGUGCAAACGACCCGCAGUGGACAAGAGUGGUAUUCCGGUCUAUGCAAAUGGCGCUGCUCCAGGCACGGCCCAGCCGAACGCCCAACUCGCGCAAUUACCACCCGCUACGUUCAAUCCAUAUCUGAUACCAAACCUUCAUGGCUAUAUGCCGACUGUUUCAUUUAGUGGCCAGAUUCCACCGCGUUUCUAA
Molecule: messenger RNA, 1137 nt
Organism: Anisakis simplex (herring worm)
Lineage: Eukaryota; Metazoa; Nematoda; Chromadorea; Rhabditida; Anisakidae
Source: the annotation of a GenBank genome assembly